CAACUGAUACGAGGGGAAGUCUAUAUAGCCUAAACCCUGACACCUGUUGUUCAAGGGUAUCACAAAUUAGAUCCUUGCAUCGAGGUCUAACCAUUUGAAAGUGAUUAUAUUUGCGUAGGAGCAGACGUCAAUAAUCAUGUCUCAUGGCUGGGGUUACGGACCAUCUGACGGACCUGUCAACUGGUGUAAGGACUUCCCCAUUGCUAAUGGGCCCAGGCAGUCUCCUAUUAAUAUUAUUAGUGGCCAAGCAUCCUACGAUUCUGCCCUGAACCCCCUCAAACUGCACUAUGACCCAUCCAACUCCACAGACAUUCUGAACAAUGGCCAUUUCUUCCAAGUUGGCUUUGUGGAUGAUACUGACAGUUCAACACUGACCGGAGGCCCCAUCACCGGCACAUACAGGCUGAAGCAGUUCCACUUCCACUGGGGAGCCAGUGAUUACAGGGGCUCUGAGCACACCGUCAAUGGAAUCAAGUUCCCAUGUGAGCUCCAUCUGGUGCACUGGAACACCAAGUACCUCAGCUUUGGUGAAGCUGCUAGCCAUCCUGAUGGUCUUGCUGUAGUUGGAGUGUUUCUGAAUCUUGGUGCUGCAAACCCCAGACUACAAAAGGUUCUGGAUGCUCUGGAUGCCAUCAAAUCAAAGGGGAAGCAAACUACGUUUUCCAACUUUGACGCCGCAACUCUGCUGCCUGACUCACUGGACUACUGGACAUACAAUGGCUCCCUGACCACUCCCCCUCUGCUGGAGAGUGUCACCUGGAUUGUCCUGAAGGAAUCAAUCAAUGUCAGCCUUACCCAGAUGGGUAAAUUCCGCAGCUUGAAAUUCAGUGGGGACGGAGAGGCACAUUGCUGCAUGCAGGACAACUACAGACCCACUCAGCCUCUCAAGGGACGCAAGGUCCGCCGGUCCUUCAAGUAAACAGCCACGUGUCACACCAUCCCCCAUCCAUCUUCCCCAGGUUAUAUAUACAUCGUGUGCCAUUUUAGCACAUGCAUUGGUGUCAGAAUCUGCUAAUUGUUAACCCCAUUGACAAAACCAUCAGUAAAUACUACAAAACAGAAAUGUAAACUUAAACCAAUGCAAUUUAAUAACGAGCCAGUGCAGAUGAGAUUUAUGCGCUGGUAUGGAUGGAUAGCAGCUCCUGUAAUCCCUGACGAUCAGCCUCAGGAUCACCCUAGAUUAAUGUAAUUUAGCUGCCUGCCCCUGCAAUAACAGAUGAGUCAGUCAGAGAUAGAGGCCUUUAAUGGUAUAAUACUACAGGGCUUUUUUUCUCUUCUCUACUCUCAAUAAGCACAAACAGUUGCUAUGCAAGAGAUGGAAUCUUGAAUGAAUCCUUAAACACUUACAAUAUAAAAAUGGAAUCUUCACAUCAUCAAUGUAUUGUUUGAUUUGUGUUGCUUUAGAUUACAGGUCCAUGCCAAAUAUAAGAGCUGUAAUGUAAGUGUUAUAUAUAUAUAUAUAUUUGUACUCAUAACUUACCUCUCUACCAGUGCAUUAUCGUUGUCUUAAAAUCACGAGUGAAAGAAAAUGUUGUGUGUGAGGUGUCAUUAUGUCAUCCAAGUCCCAUCCACUAUAAUGAAAUCCUGUGUUAAUAUCAGUAACUGUUUAUAAACUCAAUGUUUCUGGAAUGACACAUCUGUUGGAAAGCUUUGCACAUUUUUGGGGGUAUGUGGAAUUACCACACUACAGAAAUGUCAGUUGCCCUUUGGCUGUGUGGGAUCAGCCUUACCCAGCUACGGAAACAGACCCCACUGUUGAUAAUCAGAUAUCUUCCUUUUAAGUACGGACAGAAGGCUUAUUUUACAGUCACGUGCCCUUAACAAGGAAGAAUUGACCUGAGUUCUCCACCUCUGGUUCAGGACAAGUUAAUCAAUCACGUUGUGUGGUACAAACAACAGUCACUGCAACUUAAAUGUCUUUGAUUAACCCGUUCACAUCCUUGUACAAUAUCAAAAUGCGCCUCAGAACAAAUGACUUUUUGUGUAAAUGCAUGGAAUUUGGUGUCAACAUAGUAAACGUGUCUAGACAGGUCACAUUGAAAUGUUAAGAUUAUCAUACUUCGUUAAAAUGACUUCAGCAUAUGCAUGUCGACUCAUAGUAUUGUUCUUUGACCUGUUCUAAACCCAACUAUGUCUAAUAUAUGAUUCAACUCAGUAGUUUGAACCUACAGCUAUUUCUCUAUAGUACUAUAUUUAGUCUUUGGACACAUGGGUUACUGUUUUUUUACACAUUUCAAGAAUCUAGUCAUGUGAAUACAAUCAAAUGAUCAGAAUAAUUUUUGGUAUAUAGAUUGUCAGGACCAAUAUACACUGCAUAUACGAAACCUGCUCUUUCCAUGACAGACUGACGAAAGGUGAAAGCUAUUAUUAAUACCUUAUUGAUGUCACCUGUUAAAUCCACUUCAAUCAGUGUAGAUGAAAGAGAGGAGACAUGUUAGAGAAUGAUUUUUAAGCUUUGAGACAAUUGGGACAUGGAUUGUGUAUUUGUGCCAUUUAGAGGGUGAAUGAGCAAGACAAAAUAUUGAAGUGCCUUUGAACGGCGUAUGGUAGUAGGUGCCAGGCGCACCGAUUUCGAGUGUGUUAACUGCAACACUGCUUUUUCACACUCAACAGUUUCCCAUGUGUAUCAAGAAUGGUCCACCAGCCAACUUGACACAACUGUGGGAAGCAUUGAAGUCAACAUGGACCAGCAUCCCUGUAGAAUGCUUGACACCUUAUAGAGUCCAUCUCAAUGCCCCCAAUGAAUUGAGACUGUUCUGAAGGCAAAAGGGGGAAGGUGUUCUUAAUGUUUUGUGCUCUCAUUGUAGUUGUCUAUUUUGUAUUAUUUAAAGAUCUCCACACUCCUGGGGUCUUGCAACAUUAAGGCAGAUAUAUAGAAUUUUAUAUAUUACAUUUUAUAACACUUUUAGGCCACUACUCCACUAUCACAUAUUUACAAUACAACGCCUGUGUGUGUGCCUGUGUGUGUGUGUGUCUCUUCACAGUCCUCGCUGUUCCAUCAGAUGUAUUUUUUAAAUUUUUUAAUCUGAUUCUACUGCUUGCAUCAGUUACCUGACGUGGAAUAGAGUUCCAUGUAACAAUGGCUCUAUGUUGUACUGUGCACCUCCCAUAGUCUGUCCUUGACUUGGAGAUUGUGAAGAGACUUGCUGGCAUGUCUUGUAGGGUAUGCAUGGGUGUCUGAGCUGUGUGCUACUAGUUUAAACCGACACCUCAGUGCAUUCAGCAUGUUAACACUUCUUACAAAAUCAAGCAGUGAUGAAGUCAAUCUCUCCUCCACUUUGAGUCAUGAGAGUUUACAUGCAUAUUAUUAGUGUUAGCUCUCCAUGUACAUAGGGCAAGGCGUGCUGCACUUUUCUGAGCCAAUUGUCAUUUCCUGGAGGUCUCUCUUUGGCACCUGACUACACGGCUGAAAAGUGCGACAAAAUUAGGGACUGUAGGAACCUGCCUUGUUGAUAGUGUCGUUAAGGCAGAGCUUUAUUAUGGACAGACUUCUCCAAUUUUAGCUACUGUUGUAUCAACAUGUUUUGAGCAUGACAGUUUACAAUCCAGGGUUACUUGCUCAAUUUCCACAUUAUUUAUUACAAUAUUUAGUUGAGGUUUAUGGUUUAGCAAAUUAUUUGUCCCAGAUACAAUGCUUUAGAUUUUGAAAUAUUUAGGACUAACUUAUUCCUUGCCACCCAUUCUGAAACUAACUGCAGCUCUUUUUUUAAGUUGCAGUGAUUUCACUCGCUGUAGUAGCUGAUGUGUAUAGUGUUGAGUCAUCCACAUACAUAGACACACUGGCUUUACUCAAAGCCAGUCACAUGUCAUUAGUAAAGAUUGAAAAAAGUAAGGGGUUGACCGCUGCCCUGAGGAAUUCCUGAUUCCACCUGGAUUAUGUUGGAGAGGCUUCCAUUAACCCUUUGCCACGUACGAUCACAUAUUUGUGAUCAUUGUUGACUGGUCCCUGCAGCAUACCAUCUCAAAUAUGUGAUUGGAACAGUAGUAACAGAACAUAUGAUGGAACAAACUUGUAUAAACAGCAUUGUUUUCUGAAAGCAUCUAAACACUGCUUUGUACUGCUGGGAAAUAAAGGUCUUCACACCUUUA
Messenger RNA from Oncorhynchus keta (chum salmon), 4089 nucleotides. Its product is annotated as carbonic anhydrase-like. Gene Ontology annotation, cellular component: cytoplasm. The record is from RefSeq and is a predicted model, not a curated record. NCBI's taxonomy places the organism in Eukaryota, Metazoa, Chordata, Actinopteri, Salmoniformes, Salmonidae. Gene Ontology annotation, biological process: carbon dioxide transport. Bases 137 to 919 code for a protein of 260 amino acids. The transcript is spliced from 7 exons. Gene Ontology annotation, molecular function: carbonate dehydratase activity; zinc ion binding.